Bombyx mandarina (wild silkworm) is the source of this 1529-nucleotide messenger RNA. RefSeq names its product unc-51 like kinase 3 homolog Aduk (gene Aduk). Gene Ontology annotation, cellular component: phagophore assembly site membrane; cytosol; cytoplasm. Gene Ontology annotation, molecular function: protein serine/threonine kinase activity; ATP binding. The record is from RefSeq and is a predicted model, not a curated record. Gene Ontology annotation, biological process: reticulophagy; response to starvation; autophagy of mitochondrion. NCBI's taxonomy places the organism in Eukaryota, Metazoa, Arthropoda, Insecta, Lepidoptera, Bombycidae.
GUCAUAACAAAAAUGACAUUACUUUAUCAGCACAAAAGAAAAAAUUGUGAAAAUUGUUACAAAAUGUGAAUCCUAUACGAUUAUUAUAAGUGAAAAUGGCUUUUCCGAAGAUAGACGGCUACAUAGUAACGGAAAAAUUAGGAUCAGGAAGCUAUUCCACCGUUUUCAAAGCACAUACAAAGGUGGGUGCCCGUUCGACAGUGGCCAUAAAAUGCGUUGACAAGUCUCGCAUAAAAAAUUCGGGUUCAGCCAUUGACAAUCUCAUUACGGAGAUACGUCUACUGAAAACCCUCACGCAUCCACACAUUGUGCACAUGAAGAGCUUUACAUGGGACGAUAAAAAUAUAUACAUAAUCAUGGAGUACUGCUGCGGCGGAGACCUCUCCAAGUACAUACAGAAAUACGGACGCGUUCCAGAACAAAGAGUAUUAUAUUUCCUGCAGCACUUGGCGUCAGCGCUUAAAUUCCUGAGAGAACAGUCCGUGGUCCACAUGGACCUGAAGCCGCACAACCUUCUGCUGCACAAGGACUCCAACGGGAAGUACAUACUGAAGGUGGCCGAUUUUGGGUUCGCGCAGUACAUGAGCGAGGAGGGCGGGUGCUCGGUGCGGGGCUCGCCGCUGUACAUGGCGCCCGAGGUGCUGCGGGGGGCGCAUGACGCCCGCGCCGACCUCUGGAGUGUCGGUGUAAUUCUGUACGAAUGCCUAUUCGGCAGGGCUCCGUACUCGUCCAACACCUUCAAGGAACUGAUCGACAAGAUAGAGAGGAGGGCUCCCAUCGAGAUACCACGUAAUUCGUCGAUAUCGGAAGGCUGCAAGGAUUUGCUGUUACGGCUCCUGCAGCACGACCCUGACGACCGGAUCUCGUACGAAGAGUUCUUUAGCCACGAGUACCUCGACCUGGAGCAUAUGCCCAAUAAAGAGAAUUAUGAGCGAGCGGUGUCCCUCAUAAAGCGCGCCGUGGAGCUGGACGGCGCGGGCCGGCUGCAGGAAGCGUUCGAGGCCUACAGGGACAGCUUACGGUUCCUAGUGCCCGUCGUCCACUCCGAGACGGACGUCGUCCGCAGGGGCGCGCUCACAGCCAAACUGACCAGAUACAUGGAGCGCGCCGAAGAGCUGAAGUCAAUGUUGCGCGGCGACAGCAGAGCGACCGCCGCGCGCGCCGCCGACGUGACGUCACACUGCUGCGGCGCCGCGCGACACAUGCAGCGAGGUGCGCCACUGCUUGCUAACGGCCCGGGGACGGACGCGGCGCCGGUGAGGGAGCUCCCGGGGGCGGGCGCGGUACAGGCGGAAGAGCCCCCGGAGGCAAGCGUCCCUUGUGAGGGCGGCCGCGACGCGGUGACGUCACCGACUGCGCGCCCGGCCGCGGGCUCCAGACUGCGGAGGCUGCUCACUUGGCAGGCCACUCCGCCGCUCCUGGACAAUAACGACUCCAGCAUUACGGACGGCGAUAAGAAGCACAAAGAGAAGCCAAACGACAACCCCACGGACGCGUGUAAAAUUACUUAAAUAAAUAUAAAUAAAUAA